Molecule: messenger RNA, 2760 nt
Organism: Aspergillus calidoustus
Lineage: Eukaryota; Fungi; Ascomycota; Eurotiomycetes; Eurotiales; Aspergillaceae
Source: the annotation of a GenBank genome assembly
AUGGGUACUCCAUCGGGAAAGAGGCCUAUACAGUACGUUGACGUGAGCCUUGAUGAGGUGCAUGAAGUUGGCCCCUCGGCUCCUCCGAAAUAUCCACGUAUCUCUGGCCAGCGGUUCGGUCAGGAUACAACUUUCGUUCCUCUCACCCAUGCAUCGCACGUUUCUCUGGACGAUGAAGAAGAUGCUGAAGCUGCAGACUUGAUACCAGCAACUCAAGAUGGUGGCGACGCGGAUUCUGCACAGUUGCAUUACGGUGACGUGAAUACGAAGAUUGUGGGUGUUCGCUACUAUAGAGGACAGGCCACGAUUGGAGAGCACGUCGUCCUGAAAAGAGAGCCGCGGAAUCAAUACGACAGGAAUGCCAUUCGUGUCGACAACGUCAUGGGAGCGCAGAUUGGCCAUAUUCCGAGGAAUAUGGCUGCAAAGCUCGCGGGUUAUAUGGACAAUAAACUGUUGGAAGUUGAGGGUAUAUUGACCGGAGUUAUUGGCGCGUACGACUGCCCAAUCGUGUUGAGGUUGUAUGGCCCGAGUGAGACCGAGAAGCGAGAAGCCUUGAAACGCAAAAUGGAACAAGACAAGCUACCACUCAGUCAUCUCAAACAAGCCGAGCGUGAAGCGAAGAAGCAAGAAAAAGAGCGCGAGAAGGCUGCGAAAGAAGCUGCUAAGAAAGCUCGAACGGGCCAGCUCCUGGGGGCUGCAGCUAAACUGGGCUAUUCUGCCCUUUCCCGGCCAUUCGGAGAUGAAGUUAUUGGAGAAGAGAGCAUGCAGGAGCUUAUCAGCCAAAGCAGUACAUUUAACCCUCGAGAGAUCGGCCAGGUGGCUGAGAGCUUCGGGCUCAAGGAGUCUGACCUUGAGAAUAUGCCUUUGGCGGACAACCCUCCACCCCUUUCCACGACCCUUCUGCCAUAUCAACGUCAAGGCCUGGCAUGGAUGAUCAACAAGGAAAACCCACAGCUGCCAACAGGCGCCGACGACGUGGUGCAGCUAUGGAAGAAGCAAGGCAACAAGUUUACCAAUAUUGCCACAAACUUUUCUACUCCCAUACCACCGCCUCUUGCUAGGGGAGGCAUCCUAGCUGACGACAUGGGCUUAGGCAAAACAAUCCAAAUCAUCUCUUUGAUCUUAUCAAACAAUGAACCCAAAGAAGAAGGCUCCUCCAAAGCUACUCUGAUUGUGUCUCCUGUAGGUGUGAUGAGCAAUUGGAGAAACCAGAUCCAAGACCACACUCAUCCGGACCAGACUCCGCGUGUUCUUAUCUACCAUGGAGCGGGAAAAAAAGAGGCUGCGAAGCUCGGCGAGUACGAUGUGGUGGUCACAAGUUACGGCGCUCUUGCAAUGGAGUACAAGCCUGAGAGCAAGGCUACCCCAUCAAAGGGCCUGUUUUCGCUGAAGUGGCGCCGGGUAGUUCUCGACGAGGGCCAUACAAUUCGCAAUCCACGUUCGAAAGGCUCUUCGGCGGCCUGUGCCCUACUAGCUGAGUCUCGUUGGACAUUGACCGGAACACCCAUCAUAAACACUCUCAAAGAUCUCUACUCUCAAAUCCGCUUCCUAAAGCUUACCGGCGGACUUGAAGAGUUUCCCGUGUUUAGCAGCGUGCUUAUUAGACCUCUCAUGUCUGAUGAUCCGGACUCACGGCUGCUGCUCCAGGCGUUAAUGAGUACCAUCUGUCUACGCCGCAGGAAAGAUAUGAGUUUCGUGAACUUGCGCCUGCCGUCGCUCACAUCUCGAGUCCUACGCAUCAAGUUCCAUGCCCAUGAGCAGGAAAAGUAUGAUAUGUUCCAAUCCGAAGCCAAAGGUAUGCUCCAGGAUAUGAAAGCCAAAGACAAAACCGGUACAACCUACUCCCACCUCCUCGAAGUCAUCCUCCGCCUCCGCCAAGUCUGUAACCAUUGGGCCCUAGCCAAAACCCGUAUCGACAAACUCGCCGCCCUCCUAGACAAGCAGCAAGUUGUACCUCUCACACCCGAAAACAUCAAAGCCCUCCAAGACAUGCUCCAAAUCCGCAUUGAAAGCCAAGAGACCUGUCCUAUCUGCUUGGACAUCCUCGAACACCCCGUCAUAACCGCUUGCGCGCAUGCCUUCGACCGCGAAUGCAUCGAACAGGUCAUUGACCGCCAACACAAAUGCCCCAUGUGCCGCACCGAGAUUGAAAAUAACACUACGCUCGUCGAGCCAGCCGCAGAGAUGGGCGAGGGGGACACAGACGAAGCAAUCAACGCAGACCCCAAUAAUCCAAGCAGCAAAAUCGAAGCACUUGUCAAGAUCCUCACCGCGCAGGGACAGGCUGAGGGCACGAAGACUGUCGUCUUCAGUCAAUGGACCUCCUUCCUUAACCUCGUCGAACCGCACCUGGAACGCGCCGGUAUCCAGUUUGCCCGCAUUGACGGGAAAAUGACCUCACUUGCCCGUGAUAACUCCACGCACCGCUUCUCCACAGAUCCGCAAUGCACAGUCCUCCUGGCUAGUCUGAGCGUCUGCAGUGUUGGCCUCAAUCUCGUCGCCGCCAACCAGGCUGUUCUGUCUGAUAGCUGGUGGGCGCCCGCGAUUGAGGACCAGGCCGUCGAUCGCGUGUACCGGCUCGGUCAAAAGCGCGAGACGACUGUCUGGCGGCUUGUUAUGGAGGACAGCAUCGAAGACCGCGUGCUGGCUGUCCAGGGGCAGAAGCGGAAAUUGAUGCUUGCAGCUUUCAGAGAGAAAGCGAGUAAGAAGGUCGAUGAUCGUGGUACAAGGGUUGCUGACUUGGAGAAACUCUUGACUUAA